Messenger RNA from Oncorhynchus kisutch (coho salmon), 4587 nucleotides. Its product is annotated as CCR4-NOT transcription complex subunit 4. Gene Ontology annotation, molecular function: metal ion binding; RNA binding; ubiquitin-protein transferase activity. Bases 280 to 2589 code for a protein of 769 amino acids. Gene Ontology annotation, biological process: protein ubiquitination. The transcript is spliced from 12 exons. The record is from RefSeq and is a predicted model, not a curated record. Lineage: Eukaryota; Metazoa; Chordata; Actinopteri; Salmoniformes; Salmonidae. Gene Ontology annotation, cellular component: CCR4-NOT complex.
AGACCAACACGAAGAAGAAGAGAAGGUACCGCUAUCAUUACACAGAGGCUGAAAGAGAAAAAGCAAGGCGUUUUCUCAAGAGGGACAACUAGAAUUGAAUAUUAACGCUGACUGAAAUACAGUUGCAAGCUCAGAAAUAUUAUCAAUCCCUGCCCUAGUUUGGUCUGGAUAUCCCCUGGAGAGAAAUCCCAGCAAAAAUAGACAGGCCUGCGCUGCCCUCUGCCACGUGUCUCUCUCUGCUCGUCGUCUUGGAUAUCCUGCAGUCCAGAGGUGAAGGAUAUGGAUCCUAUGGAGUGUCCGCUGUGUUUGGAGCCGCUGGAGACAGACGAUGCCAACUUCUUUCCCUGCACCUGCGGCUACCAGAUCUGUCGCUUCUGCUGGCACCGCAUCCGCACAGACGAGAACGGCCUCUGCCCUGCCUGCAGAAAGCCUUACCCAGAGAACCCAGCGGUCUACAACCCCCUGUCAGCGGAGGAGCUGCAGAGGAUAAAGAAUGAGAAGAAGGCCAAACAGGUGGAGAAGAAACAGAAGACGACAGAAAACAGGAAGCACCUGGCCAGCGUCAGGGUGGUGCAGAGAAACCUGGUGUUUCUAGUGGGACUGUCACAGAGACUGGCCGACCCCGAGAUUCUAAAGAGACCCGAGUAUUUUGUGAAGUUUGGGAAGGUCCAUAAAGUAGUCAUCAACAACAGCACCUCAUACGCCGGCUCACAGGGUCCCAGUGCCAGUGCCUAUGUCACUUACAUCCGCUCAGAAGACGCCCUCAGAGCAAUACAGUGUGUCAACAACCUAGUAGUAGACGGCAGAACACUGAAGGCUUCCUUAGGGACGACGAAAUACUGCAGCUACUUUCUGAAGAGCAUGGGGUGUCCCAAACCUGACUGCAUGUAUCUACACGAGCUGGGGGACGAUGCGGCCAGCUUCACUAAAGAGGAGAUGCAGGCAGGGAAGCAUCAAGAGUAUGAGCAGAGGCUGUUACAGGAUCUGUACCAGAACCCCAGCUUUACCACCCAGACCUCAGGAGGGGAGACGACCAAGAGCUCUAAACCCAGCUCUUUGCAGAGAUCCAACAGUAACAACAGUCAUGGACAAGACGUGUGGCCAACGUUACAACCCACGGGGACGACGACCAAUGGUCUAUCGGAGCACAGUAAGAGCCCGCCGCUGAACGGUGGCGGCUUGGACUCUGAACACAUGACACCGGACGGACCAGAACGUGACGUUGGCCACAUGACACCGGACGGACCAGAACGUGACCUUGGCCUGGGCUCUGUGACUGGCCUCUCGCCCUUCUCCUCAAGCCGUGACCCCCCAAGGGCUGCUGUGUCUUUCAGCCCCAGGGACGCUCUGCCAGACGUCACCAGGGGCAGGGACACACAACAUGGGGACUCCUCUGAACGUCACAACCUGCUCCCAGACAGUGACUCUCCGUCGCCCCCUCCUGUCCUCUCCGGCCCUCCUGGUUUCUCCAAAGCCAGCCAAGUGGUUCCCAUCAGUGUGACUACCCGGUCUCCCUUUCAGGGGGCUGCCGCCGAGUCCCAGUCUCUGUUCUCAGACAAUAGUAACUAUCGCCAUCCUAACCCCAUCCCCAGUAGCCUCCGUGGGUUCCCCAGCACCUCCACACAUAACAACCACGACACCUGGCCCACUGCACCCCAACCACACAGCCUCUUCACUUCAGAUUCCAUCCCAGUAUCGUCCUCAACAGACUGGCAGGCAGCCUUCGGCUUCGGCUCAUCCAAACAGCAGACGUCAGAAGAUGACUUGGGAUUCGAUCCUUUCGACAUCACGCGUAAAGCCCUGGAGGACCUGAUAGAGAAGGAGCUCAGCGUUCAGGACAGCCUCCCGUCCCUCUCCAUCUCCCCAGGUCCCUUCCCCCCCCACCACCACCACUCACUCCUCUCCUCCGUCGCCACCAAAGCUGCUCCUGGUCCCCCUGGAGAACUGAUACCCCGUAACCACUUCUUCUCUGGGCCCAUCUCCGGGCUCUCUAGUAAUCACUGCUUCUCCCAGAUGCAUCAACACCACCCUCCACAACGGGCUGUCUAUAACUCCUUCAGCUUCCCCGGACAGCCGCCUUCAUCAUCGUCCUCGUCUUCAUCACAGACCAGCCGCCACCCCUGGAUGACGUCUGCCCCGAACCGAAAUAACUUCACGACGCACUUCGGCGGCAACCGUACGGUGUCACAACACGGCAGCUUCCUGGACCUGAUGCUGCCCAGUACAGGGCUGGGAGGCAUCGCCACGACAGGUUUCCCAUCGUCAGCAGGCAACAGUUUUGACUCCCUCCAGGAUGACAACCCUCCCCACUGGCUCAAGUCCCUUCAGGCCCUUACAGAGAUGGAUGCUCCAUCUAUCCCCAGCUCCACUGCGAACCCGAACCCCCAGCAGCCCAACUCACACAGCGGCCAGGUCCGUCCUCACCACAGACCCAGCUGGGCCCCCUUCCCACCCCCAUCCACAGCCUCUCACAACCCCCACCCAGUCGGCCACUUCCACUCCCCACCUCCAGGCUUCCAGACUGCUUUCAGACCCCCGACUCAGACACCCACAGAGCUGCUCCAGAGCGCCGGCAUGGACCGCCACUAGGGGGCGAUGCUGUGAAGUGGACUUCUGAUUCCCGUCUUUAAAUCACCCCACAGAAACAUAAAUUAAACUAAAUCGGAUGUAAUUAACACAAUCAAAAAUAUUAAGAGAUGUUGUUCUUCCUGGUGAGCUGGUUUUCUGAUCCUGUGUUCCAUCUUGGUUGGGUUGUUUCAGUUGGUCUAUAGAGGCAAACUACUAUCCUGCUAUACUCUCUGUCUGUCUACCUGGUCCUGUCUGUCUACCUGGUCCUGUCUGUCUACCUGGUCCUGUCUGUCUGUCUGUCUGUCUGUCUGUCUACCUGGUCCUGUCUGUCUGUCUGUCUGUCUACCUGGCCCUGUCGAUCUGUCUGUCUCUCUGUCGGUCUCUCUCUGUCUGUCUCUCUGUCUGUGUCUGUCUGUCUACCUGGCCCCUGUCUGUCUACCUGGCCCCUGUCUGUCUACCUGGCCCCUGUCUGUCUACCUGGCCCCUGUCUGUCUACCUGGCCCCUGUCUGUCUACCUGUCCCCUGUCUGUCUACCUGGCCCCUGUCUGUCUACCUGGCCCCUGUCUGUCUACCUGGCCCCUGUCUGUCCAACCACAUCGUGACCGAUAACAGUUACCAGAUGUUCCCAGGUUUCUAUGGCAGCAUUAGUGACGGCACCAUCGGGAUUUGACGGCAAGCUUAAAGAGGAACAUUUGAAGAUGUCAAAACAGAGAUAUGAUCCAGAUAUUAAAAUAGUGUGUUUUAUCACAAAUAUAACUGAACGUCAAAGCUACGAAUCAGAUCUCAAACGGAACCCCGUUACCUAUAUAGUUCACUACUUCCUAGGACCCAUGGGGCUCUGGUCUAAAGCGGUGUCCUACAUAGGUUUUGAGUGCGUCCCUCACCUCCGUUUUGUUGAUACGCAGCUUCCUGCCAGACCCCGAGACGUAAGCUUCUGAUUCGCAGAUCAAAUCGGGGUACGUCACACUUCCUCUUUGAUCCGGUGGGCUGUUCUUCCUUUUGCUCUAUGGACGUCCAGGCACCACACCCUUAAUCACAUCACAGUCACAUCACAGUCAACUUUUACCGGUUGAACGUGGACACAAAUAUAAUUAUUUUUCUAUAAUUUCCCCCCUGGAAAUAUUAUUUUGAGAUAUGCAAAUGAGGUGAUAUUUCAUUUUUUUUCAAAUGCACUUAUUUGCAUAUCACGCGAAUACAUUAUUCUGGACACUGGGUUUAAAGUCACAAAUAUUUAGGCUAUUUAAUUUUGUUAGGACACUCCACGACUGGAUUUAUACAUAACAGAUUGUGAAUGAAACCUUUUUUUACACAUUUCUAUCUGUCAAAAAUACUCAAAUGCAAUUUUUUUCAGGAGAAAAUGUAAUCUAGAAUUUUAAAAAAUUACGACACGUCAACUAAUCCCUAUGUAUAAGUAGGAAAAUAGGUCUAAGGAUAACCACACACAGUUUGGUGACCGCUGAUGCUUCUGAAGAUGAGGAAACAGAGUUGUUGUGUGGUAAGUCUGUCGGGAAAUGGCAGUUUGAAACACAGAAUCUACCCUGCCAAGCACAGUACCAGGCAAACGUUUAGACACAUCUACUCAUUCAAGGGUUUUUCUUUAUUUUUACUAUUUUCUACAUUGUAAAAUAGUAGUGAAGACAUCAAAACUAUGAAAUAACAUAUGUGGAAUUAUAUCGUAGCCAAAACAGUGUUCAACAAAUCAAAAUCUAUUUUAUAUUUGAGAUUUUUUUCAAAGUAGCCACUUUUUUGUGGUCUUGAUGACAGCUUUGCUCACUCUUGUCAUUCUAUCAAUCCAUGAAUGAGGAGGUGUGUCUCAACGUUUGUGUUCUUGACAGCUUUGCUCACUCUGUCAUUCUGUCAACCCUUGAAUGAGGAGGUGUGUCUCAACGUUUGCUACUGUGUUCAGACCCAAUCACAAUCUCUUCAAAUUAAGUUACUAAAUAUAGUCCAGUUUGUUACAUUCGUUAUUAAAUUGGUUUUUACCAUGAUGGACGUAGGUCCAUUUAUCAGUGGUUACAA